AUGCACGUCGCUCUUCCGAAGCUGGUCCCAUCAUCAUGAUUGGCUAGAGGAGGACACUGACAGCCUCCACAAUGCUCUUCACAGGUCGACCCAACUUCACGACCGACCGAAUGGUAUCUCGUUCUUGCUACUGAUCAGCCGGCAAGGACGGGUGCGCCUGGCCAAAUGGUACACAACGAUGUCGACUAGGAACAAGAGUGCGUCAUUGCAUCCCCAUGCAUAGCAUAGCGUCAUUGCCUCGCGUGCAUGGCAAUGUGACUGCCUGGCAGACAAGCUGGCCAGCGAGAAGAAGAACCCACGUGGAACUCCCAUCCUCCUGCUGAUCGGCAAGGUCGGCCGAGAACAGACGUACCGUCUCUGACCAUGCUCUGGAUAUACAGAUAAGAUCAUUAAAGACGUGACACAACUUGUCCUUGCCCGGCGGACACGGAUGUGCAACUUCCUCGAGUACAAAGGUGCGUGGACAUCGACGAAAGCCUCGAAGAGGCCAGGUCGGGGCUAGGAGGUCGGCGAGCACAGAGCGACGGCUGAUCCGUCUUCCUUGUCACACAGAUUCCAAAGUGGUUUACCGAAGAUAUGCAAGUCUAUUCUUCGUCACUGGUAUCGGCCACAGCGACAACGAGCUUAUAACACUUGAGAUCAUUCAUCGGUAAAUGGCUUCCCAACCUCGCUAAGCCUCAGUUGCCAGUGCACUGAACAUGUGCCUGCUCUUCUAUCAGCUAUGUCGAGGUCUUGGAUCGCUACUUUGGCAAUGUAUGCGAGCUGGACUUGUGAGUCCGUUGCUCAGCCAUUCGGCGUCUCUAGCCAACCCUGUCCGUCAUCUGCGCAAAGCUUAACAGUCUGCCCGUCAUUGCUCCAGAAUCUUCAAUUUCCAAAAAGCGUACUCGGUAACUCUCAUCUUCUAAGUGGAACAGCCCAGUUCGAGCUGAAACUGACGGUUUGCUUCGAGCUCGACGGCUUUCGUAACAGAUUCUUGAUGAAUUGAUCAUAGCGGGCGAGAUGCAAGAGUCGAGCAAAAAGUCGGUUUUGCGUGCGGUCAGUCAGAGCAGAUGGCGUGGUCCAAUGUCACAAAACCAAGAUAAGCUGACGUGGUUUUGAUUGUUUCUUGCAGGUCGGUCAGAGCGAUUCAAUCGAGGAAGCCGAAACAAGCGAAGAUUCACUGGCACGACUUUCGUCCGGACACGCUAGGGGUUAA
This is a messenger RNA of Microbotryum saponariae, 1195 nucleotides long. The record is from the annotation of a GenBank genome assembly. NCBI's taxonomy places the organism in Eukaryota, Fungi, Basidiomycota, Microbotryomycetes, Microbotryales, Microbotryaceae.